This is a messenger RNA of Sarcophilus harrisii (Tasmanian devil), 2800 nucleotides long. RefSeq names its product tetratricopeptide repeat domain 16 (gene TTC16). The record is from RefSeq and is a predicted model, not a curated record. NCBI's taxonomy places the organism in Eukaryota, Metazoa, Chordata, Mammalia, Dasyuromorphia, Dasyuridae. Gene Ontology annotation, molecular function: protein binding. The transcript is spliced from 14 exons. Bases 67 to 2259 code for a protein of 730 amino acids.
GAGGAGGCGAGGGCGGCGCCUGCGCGCUGUCCUAGGCGGGCCGGGCGCGCGGAGGCUACCCUGCUCAUGAGCGAGGAUUUGGGGGAGGCUGGAGCGGUGGACGGUCCGAAACCGUUUGUGUGGCCGUCCCUACUGCCCGAUGUCGCCUCCAAGAGCCAGCUGGCCUGGGGCCAGCGUAAGGGCCACCCCAAGAGGCUCAAGAAGCAAAUUACCAGUCAAAGGUACAACAUUAUGGCCCUGGAGAAGUUAUAUGAGGAAGGUGUAGAGGAUCCAACCCUGACAAGGAUUUUUGGAACGAGCAAAGUUUUCCGGGGACUUGAUCGGCCGAAAGUGUCAGUCAAGGGCCUACUCUUGCCAAAUAAAGUCAAAGAGCACUUUCAACAUGGGCAGGAUGCCAUAGCCAAAGGGGAAUGGGAAAAGGCUGUAAUCUCUUUCUCCAAAUCGAUCAACCUUAAUCCCCACCUGGUGGAAUCCUAUGUGUUUCGGGCUGAGGCCUUUCUCCAGCUAUGUGACUUCGCUUCAGCUGCCCAGAAUCUUCGAAAGGCUACCUUGUUAGCCCCACACCAACAGGAGUUUAUGGAUCGAUUGUGCUUUGUCCUGUAUCUGCAGGGCCAGUGUCUCUUUGAACAUCAUUCAUACAUGAAAGCCUUAGACCUGUUCACCCAGGCUUCGGAGCUGCAGCCUCAUAACUCCUCCUACCGCUUCCGCAGCAUUGCUUGCCUUUUGGCCAUGAAACAACAUCAGGAAUGCUUGCAGAUGAUCACAAAAGAGUUGAAGCAGAAUCCCAAUCCUGAUGCCUUCAUCUUCCGAGCUCGACUCUAUAACUACUUCCUAAAGCCGAAUCAGUGUUACCAGGAUCUGCAUCGAGCUCUCAGCAUGCAGCCUGAGCACCCCGAGGCCAACACAUUGCUGGAAAAAUUGUUGGUUCAGGCCAGGAAGGUCCAGGAAGAAGCAAUGAUUGCUGCCUUGAAGGGGAACUUGGAGGAUUCUUUGAUCCGAAUCAACUGUGCCAUUGAGAACAACCCGAUGGACCCUGCCUACUACUUAUUCAGGGGCACUCUAUUUCGGAGGCUCAAGGACUUUGAUGCAGCCAUUGAAGACUUUGUCAAGGCCCUGGAGUUAAGCCCAGAGAGUGAUGAGGAUACCGAGGUUGCUAGGCAGGCCCAGCGCCAGCUGCUGCUCACGUACAACGACUUUGCAGUCUUCUGCUAUACCAAGUGCGCCUAUGAAGAAGGCGUGUUGCUCCUCAACAAGGCCCUACGGGGCGAAAAAAAAGAGAAGGGGAUCUAUAUCAACAGAGGGGAUUGUUUCUUCAAGCUUGGAGAACUGACCUUUGCUGAAGCUGAUUACCUGGAGGCACUGGCACUGUGUCCUGGGGACCAGGGUGCUCGGUACCGCAUGGGAAUGGUUCAGGAGAAGCUGGGGCUUCGCAAGCAGCAACUGAGACAAUAUGACAAGGCCGAAAAACACUUCACUUCAGCCAUUGAGUACAACCCAGAGAGGGCAAACUUAUACCUCCUCCGAGCAAGGAGCCGUCUGAUGCUGCAGGAUAUCUUUGGGGCUCGCCAGGAUGUUGUCACCAUGCUGCUCCUCAACCCCAAACAUCCUCAGCUGGUUCCUAUGAUGGCAAACCUCUUCCCUGGGCAGUCUACAGAGUCCGUGCUGAACAGCAAGACGAUGGUGAUGGCCAAAACUGUCCUGGAACGGGCGAUGCAGAACCAGUUCCAGAGGGCCCAGGAUGUCCUGGGACUCCUGAUCCAGAGUCCUUCCAAGGAGGAAGCUACGGGGCCGUGUCCUAACACUGAAGAAGCAGAGCUCCAGGAGGAUGUUUCUAGGACUUCCAUAGCAAAGACUCAGGAUGAAAAUUUGAUGGAGGACAGCCUAAAGCAAGCAGUGAGUCAACAAGUGAGUCAAGUGAGCCAAGAAGUGCGCCAAGAAGUGCAUCAAGAAGGGAGCCAAGAAGGGAGCCAAGAAGUGAGCCAAGAAGUGCGCCAAGAAGUACGUCAAGAAGGGAGCCAAGAAGUGAGCCAAGAAGUGAGCCAAGAAGUGCGUCAAGAAGGGAGCCAAGAAGUGAGUCAAAAAGUGAACCAAAAAGUGAGUCAAGAAGUGAGCCAAAAAAUGAGUCAAGAAGUGAGUCAAGAGGAGGAAUCUGGAAGCUCCCCAAUGGACCAAGCUUCUCUAGGGCAGACAUCUUCCUUGGAGGCCAAGAUUGAUGACCCAGACCAAAGUGAAAGCAAAACCACAGUGGGUUUUUCCUGAACUAGUAGGUGACAGCCCUGGCUUUUCUCUUCCCCAACCCUAACGGGAGGCUCCAUCCAUAUCCACCUUUGCAGUUUGGAAGGAAAGGGUCUAUCUAUGAGAUAGACCUCUUGACACUGAAUGAAAUCCAUCCCUCUGCUCCUUUUGCCCUGAGCCGGCCUCCACCUGCCCUGGGUUUCCAGCCCAUCUCCAUACCCCAUCAGUCCUUGGCCCUUAACCUCCUUUCUCAAUAGAGCCAAGGUUUCUUUAGAACAAAAAUGCCUACACAUGGCUUUCUUUGGUCCCUUAAAUAAAUUUAUUUUGUAUCUUCCCCUCUUAAUUUUUUGUAAUUUUGUAAUUUUUUAAAUUUUCAUUUUGUAAUUUUGUAAUUAAAAUCAUUUAAAGCAGGCCCUGUUAAAGAGCAGUUUGCUGGACUGAGGCAGCCCUAGAAUCUUUGUGCUUGCUGGGAUGAGAAGCUAGGAAGACUGGAAGGGGAAAAGGUGGAAAGGGGUUUGAGUGUAGGUGGGGGAAGUUGAUCUCUUCAGGAGACUGGAGAGGAAAA